UGCAAUAUAACAACAAAAUAGGUGGAACUUAAGCUUAUUUACAACAAAAUGUCAGAUGAAGAAUAUGGACCAGCUCUUCCUCCAGAGUUACUGAGGCAAAAAUCGAAAGACCAAAAAUUUACAUCAUCAGAAAAAGGUCAGGAUCCAUGUUCAGAUGAUGACAAUGACAGUUAUAUUGGACCAAUAUUACCGCCAUCAUUGAAACAGAAAAAAAUGGAAUCAGAUCAAACACAACCAGAAAAAGAUUAUAUUGGCCCAGUCCUGCCACCUGGCUUUGGACAACAUAAAGCUGAGGAGAAAAAGAACACUGUGGAUAAUAAUAUGAUUGGACCAGUAUUACCCCCACAUCUGCGGUCAGUGUCAGGAUCAAAAACAAUGUCAAGGUCAGCAGCCAUAGGUCCUGCACUGCCACCUGGUUUUAUGAAACAUAACCGUGAUGAGUCUGAUGAAUCAUCUGCGGAUGAAGAAACUAUUGGGCCAUUACCCACAGAAAUGGACAAAGGAGAUUCAACGGGUUAUGAAGCCUACCAGUUUGAAGAACGUGCAAGGAAGAUGAAAGAUAGACUAGAAGGGAAGGACAACAAGGAAGAAAAACUUGUUCGAGAAUCUUGGAUGACUGAGUUGCCAUCCACCAAACUUGGACAAAGUAUAGGACUAAGUGCACGAACUUUCCGAGCCAAUGCUGGACCUGACCUAACAGAUAGGUCUGUAUGGACAGACACACCUGAGGAAAAGGAAAAGAAAUUCAAAGAUGCUGCCUUGGGAACAGGGAAAGGAAGCAAGAGAGAUCGUGAAGAUUACCAACCAUCCAAACGUGACAAGAAGCUGAGAAAGCAAAUUGAGGAAUAUAAUCAAUCCAAGCGUCCUGAGUCUCUUAUGGAAAUGCAUGAGAAAAAGUUGAAGAAGGAAAAGGAAAAGGAAGUCGCCACACCAAAAGAAAGACGUCCAUUUGAUCGAGAUAUUGACCUUCAGGCCAAUAGAUUUGAUGAUGCACAGAAAAAAUCAAUUAUCAAGAAAUCUCAGAAACUGAACUCUAGAUUUGGACAUGGUUCAACAGAAUUUUUAUAAUAAAGAUUUCAUAAUGAA
Messenger RNA from Ylistrum balloti, 1086 nucleotides. RefSeq names its product GPALPP motifs-containing protein 1-like. Lineage: Eukaryota; Metazoa; Mollusca; Bivalvia; Pectinida; Pectinidae. The record is from RefSeq and is a predicted model, not a curated record. The transcript has 6 exons. Bases 49 to 1068 code for a protein of 339 amino acids.